Messenger RNA from Oryza brachyantha (malo sina), 1506 nucleotides. Its product is annotated as mitogen-activated protein kinase 3. The transcript is spliced from 3 exons. NCBI's taxonomy places the organism in Eukaryota, Viridiplantae, Streptophyta, Magnoliopsida, Poales, Poaceae. Bases 150 to 1262 code for a protein of 370 amino acids. Gene Ontology annotation, molecular function: MAP kinase activity; ATP binding. The record is from RefSeq and is a predicted model, not a curated record. Gene Ontology annotation, cellular component: nucleus; cytoplasm. Gene Ontology annotation, biological process: intracellular signal transduction; protein phosphorylation.
UCCUCCUCCGGCCGCGGCCACCGCAGCGACGACGAGGCGGAUCCUCUCUCCCGAGCGGGCGGGCGGCGAUGGCGGUCUGAUCCUCCCCCGCAGAGGCCGUCGUCGUGCUCCUUUUUUCUCUCGCGCGCGCGGGUGCCUCGGGGUAGGAAAUGGCGAUCAUGGUGGAUCCUCCGAAUGGGAUGGGUAACCAAGGGAAACAUUACUAUUCAAUGUGGCAAACAUUAUUUGAGAUAGAUACUAAGUAUGUGCCCAUCAAGCCCAUUGGGCGAGGAGCUUAUGGAAUAGUUUGUUCAUCCAUAAACCGUGAGACCAAUGAGAAAGUAGCAAUAAAGAAGAUACAUAAUGUAUUUGACAACCGUGUUGAUGCACUAAGGACUUUGCGAGAGCUGAAACUCCUUCGGCAUCUCCGCCAUGAGAAUGUUAUUGCUUUGAAGGAUAUAAUGAUGCCAGUACACAGGAGGAGUUUUAAAGAUGUAUACUUAGUUUAUGAACUCAUGGAUACCGACCUACAUCAGAUAAUCAAGUCACCUCAGGGUCUUUCCAAUGAUCACUGCCAAUAUUUUCUUUUUCAGUUGCUUCGAGGACUGAAAUAUCUCCAUUCGGCAGAGAUACUCCACAGAGACCUCAAACCUGGAAAUCUAUUAGUUAAUGCAAACUGUGAUCUCAAGAUAUGCGAUUUUGGUCUUGCACGUACAAACAGUAGUAAAGGCCAGUUUAUGACUGAAUAUGUUGUCACCCGCUGGUAUAGAGCUCCCGAGCUGCUCCUUUGCUGUGACAACUAUGGCACUUCCAUUGAUGUUUGGUCUGUUGGUUGCAUCUUUGCUGAGCUACUUGGUCGCAAGCCUAUUUUUCCAGGAACUGAGUGCCUAAAUCAACUCAAGCUCAUAGUCAACGUUCUCGGCACCAUGAGUGAGUCUGACCUGGAAUUCAUUGACAACCCAAAAGCUCGCAGAUAUAUCAAAUCCCUUCCCUACACUCCUGGUGUGCCGCUCGCAAGUAUGUAUCCGCACGCACACCCUCUUGCCAUUGAUCUUUUACAGAAGAUGCUCAUAUUUGACCCUACCAAAAGAAUCAGCGUCACUGAGGCUCUUGAGCACCCCUACAUGUCUCCUCUGUAUGAUCCAAGUGCAAAUCCUCCUGCACAAGUGCCUAUUGAUCUGGACAUAGAUGAAAACAUUAGUGCAGAUAUGAUCAGGGAAAUGAUGUGGCAUGAGAUGCUCCACUACCACCCUGAAGUUGUUGCAGCAAUGAGUGCACGAUGAUCUUCAACUCUCCCCACAGAAACUUCGCAGGCUCACCUUUUUUCCCUUCUAAAAUCGUGAUUACUGCACCUAUUGAGUAACCAAGAUGUGCAAGACUUAUUUCAUGUAUAUAUGAGCGAAAUAAGAACGUUGUAUCCUUAUAGUUGUUGUUGUGGACCGUUACUUGGUGUAUGUAUCCCACAUUCCACUGGACAAUUAUGUUGUUGUACGAGUUCAUGAAGUGCUGUUAAAUCGAAUUCAGUAA